AUGGCUGAUUCUGAUCCUGGGGAAAGAAACUACGACAACAUGCUGCGGAUGCUGUCAGACCUGAAUAAGGACUUGGAAAAGCUUUUGGAAGAGAUGGAAAAAAUCUCAGUGCAGGCGACCUGGAUGGCCUAUGACAUGGUGGUCAUGCGCACCAACCCCACUCUGGCGGAGUCCAUGCGCCGGCUGGAGGACGCCUUCCUCAACUGCAAGGAGGAGAUGGAGAAGAACUGGCAAGAGCUGCUCAGUGAGACCAAGCGCAAGCAGUAGGCCCUGCUGCUCAUCCACGCUGCCAUCCAUCAUGCACAG
Messenger RNA from Sciurus carolinensis (gray squirrel), 306 nucleotides. It is a transcript of the gene Syce3, whose product is annotated as synaptonemal complex central element protein 3. The record is from RefSeq and is a predicted model, not a curated record. Gene Ontology annotation, biological process: synaptonemal complex assembly; reciprocal meiotic recombination; spermatogenesis. Gene Ontology annotation, cellular component: central element. The transcript is spliced from 2 exons. Lineage: Eukaryota; Metazoa; Chordata; Mammalia; Rodentia; Sciuridae. The coding region runs from base 1 to 267 and encodes 88 amino acids.